CCUGGAAGUGGAAUAUCACAGACCUCUCGGCGCAAGAAAUCAAUCCCAUCAUUAUUUUUCUACCCCGUCUUCCGCUGCCCUGUCACUCUAGUCGCGUAACUUCGUCCGUCCGUUUCUUGGUUGGCCAUCACCACAGCACAGACCUGCUGCGCAACAUAUGCUCCUCUAAACGUUUGCGGAUGUCAAGCGCCGACUCAGCAUGAAUCGACAAAUUGAUGACAACCAGUGGUAGAAACGACACAAACUUGAAGACGACUUCGUGGCAGUUUUGAAGGCAAAUGGAAACCUAUUUGAGUGGUGCGGACACGCCGCCGCAGAAAAGAGGUGCAAACAAGGCCGGCCAUAUACUUGGCGGCAUAAUGAAAACCUCUGGAAACAAGCUGUGGGCCGCAACAGACCCCUUGUCAAGCAAUAUGGCGGCGCAUGCAUGGAAGCCUUCUAGAAGGAGUUUCCUCCUGCAGCCGAGAUCUGCUCUCGUCAUCCCCGGCAUCCCCCCCACCCCCCCCCCGCGGUGUCAUUCCCAUUUGCAACCUCUCGCAAACUAUGUACAGCCAGGCCAGCAUCAAUCAACGGCUCCAGCACGUAUUCGGCCUGGUAUACGCCCGCUACGGUAUCAUCCGACAUCAUGGUUCGCCAUAGGUAGCAACAGACCAAAAUAUCACCAUUCGGUGCAACCCCAAUAACACAACACGUGGUGAGGGUGUUGUGAGAGAGCGCUGAAAUGCAUGUUUAAUGUUUCCCAAGGUUUCACACACUCAUAUUCUCUUACCGCCUGUCAGAGAGGCAUGAAGGCCAGCGGCUUGAUGCGAUCUGGUGGUUGCCAACCCCUGUCCAAUCCAUUGGCUUCGCAAAGGAGCCCCAAGGCGGCACAGACGUCGCCGCGUUGGUCCGCGCCGUCACUAUACAGGGGACGUACUUCUGGAACAUGCAUGGAAGCUGCGUGGAAGCUACACAGAAGCCUUCGACGUUGCAUCCGACUUUUUAUACUUAGCGGGAUACCCGUGCCUCGCACCAAUCUCAUCCCACAGGAACAGGUACCUCUGCAUCAGGCCCCUUUGGGCCCAUCUGGCUCCCCCUGGCUGAACCACAUCUGUCUUCCUCCCCCCCAGCUGCCCAUCACCACCCUUUUACGGACCAUGUUCAACUCCGUCUGCGACCAACUCCCCACAUUGACCCCACGAACAGACCAGGGGACUCUACUGCUCCUUUUACUGCCCUUGAUCAAAUAAACACUCGGAAUUGUCCGCAUUUAACAAUGGCCCAGGCCGGAAUAUCACCUUUACCUAUCUCGAUAUCGACGAUUAUGCCUGCAGACAUGAUGGCUCAUCUUGGAUCAGGCCAAGGACAGCCCGGCCUCGUCAUGUAUGGUCUCUAUGGACUAGAUACGUUCGAGCAUGUCGAGAUCAAUGAAUAUCAGGUUCCGUUCCCCAUCAACCGCCGUCGACCAUGCUCAAGCAGCUUUCCCAAGCCUUGCGUGUUCGACAGUAUGGCCUCCUCACCGUCACCAGGCUCUGUUACGACUGCGCCGUCCAGAGAAGGCUCUCGGAUCGGACGACCACCGCAAUGGACAGUUUCACGAUCACGAAAGCUGGCUAGGUUAUACCUCUAUACGACACUUUCCAUCGAGAGGAUUAUCCGGGUGCUUGAAGAUGACGUCUUCAAACCGAGGAAGAAUUCAGCUCAAAAGACGAUUCACAAAAUGCUGGACAACGACCCCCGAUAUCUUCGGCCCGAGUCAAGGAUUGAAAUGAACCAACGCAUCAGUAAUCUUGCUGCCUCUGUCACUCGCCGAAGAAAGAAGACGGCAGUUCCAGCCUACGAAUCAAACCUUCAUGGAGCAACCAUAGACGCCUUGUAUGGCGAGAAGGAACACAAUCUGGCAAGGACUGAAAUUUCGUCAGUAUCCGGCUCAAGCCGUAGGGUAGAGGAAGGCCCUUCCUUUGACUUUGCUGGCUCGCCCGACGCACUCCUUAGUCCCAUUCGAUGGUCGAUACCCCUGAGCGCUCGGACGACAGACGUCACCGACUUUGCGGGCUCUAGUGACAGAGGUUCAGCCAUGGUCCAAGACCUCAAGAGGAGGCUAUCAGACUGUUCCACGCACUUCGCCCACCAAAUCACAUCGUUGAUUAGAGACUUUACUAUUGCUGGAAGUUCACAAGACGAAUUAUCUACUGGCCGCCGACCUUCUGCGGCUCUCAGUGACACGUCUGGGCAAGACGAACUUUCUGAGUUGGGGAUCAGUAACGAGCCAUUCGAAGCCUUCCCCGAGCCGGCCUUCGCAGUACCAGGAGACUUUUUGAGCGCGCACAGACGGAACUGUGCCGACUUUCCAGGGCAGCAACAUGGAGUCGGUGACUGUUGGUGCUCCAUCGCCGGUGAUACUUCGCUGGACCAGAACUCUUGGUUGAUGCCGACAGGUGAAUUGAGUGUGCGUGCACGCCAUGUUCUUAAUCAUCCUUCUCCAGGUAGUCUCAGCCUCCUUGACAGUUUCGGGAACACGCCUCUACACCUCUUCGCCACGCUAGAAGGGUACCAAGACACCCUCUUCAGAAUGGUGCUCAACUGCGAUGUCGAAACCCUGAAGAUUGCGAACACUGCUGGCCAAACAUUUCUCCAUACGCUCAACCUGGAGUGGUUCCUCAACCUUACAGACCCGUCGACACUACUGAAACAACUUCUUUCACACAUCAGAGACUCAGUUCCAGACCUUGUUCACGAGACCGAUGUGUAUGGGCGCACCUUCUUUCACCGCGCCCAUUCCCUCGUUCGGGACCCGGAAGCCCUUGCCAACCUCUUCUCUCCGUUCAACUCUCUUCGGGCAGCCCGCCGUGAUGCCUUCGGCUUCAAUCCUCUUGGCAGCGGCAUCACGGGCGACCAAGGCCCAUAUAUUCCCCCAAGAAGAGGAAAUAACCUUUCACCUCAAGUUGAAUACCUUUCCAGUUCCGCUGGUCCUUCACGCGGUCAUUCUGCCUCUCCUAGCGACAACGACUCGUUCUUAGCCUAUCAUGCUCGUCUUGUCGAAGUCAUCCAGUCAUCCUACAACAACCCACAGGUGGAGGACGCUGAAGGCCGUAACGGAUUACACUGUCUUGCAGAGGCUAUUCUCAACCAGCAGUCCAUGAACCGCCAUGUCUCUUCUUCUGUCGGCGCCCCUUCCAUCCACCAGCGACCCAGUCUCAAACGAAAACUAGACUCUUCCAAAGAGUCAAUCACUUCUUUUCCAUCACCUUCGCCUUCCUCCACCGCUUCUGCUUCGACCGUCUCGAACGAAUCUACCCUCACGACUCGACUUCGCCAUCUCACUGGCCUUCUCCACCACUCACACGUCGAUGUCAACGCCUAUGACAAGUCAGGCAACACACCUCUUAUGGCUUUCAUCACACAUAUUCCAGACGACCAGGACGACAAAUCAAAGACAUUACUCGCCAUUCUUGAAACUAUCAUUCGAGCAAAGGGGUGCAAGAUCGAGGCUAGGAACAGAAGGGGCGAGACAGCCUUGUUGGUGGCGGCUAGGCUGGGCAGGAAGGUAGCACUAACAACACUGCUGGAACAUGGAGCCAAUGUUCACGCCCGAGAUGUGGAUGGGAGGGGGGUGUUGGAGGUGGUGGAUGAAGUUUGCAAGGCGGCUGGGAGGGGAGAUAGAGGGAAGGGUACUGGCAAGGGGGACAUAAGCCUGUAUGCCAGGGCGGAGGCUUGCAGGGUUCUGUUGACUGGGAGGAGGGAUUGGGGUGUUGUUGGAAGGCCUGGGGUAGGGAGGGAGUGGAGGGUGUAA
Podospora pseudopauciseta is the source of this 3772-nucleotide messenger RNA. RefSeq lists its product as uncharacterized. Gene Ontology annotation, biological process: regulation of gene expression. NCBI's taxonomy places the organism in Eukaryota, Fungi, Ascomycota, Sordariomycetes, Sordariales, Podosporaceae. The transcript is spliced from 4 exons. Gene Ontology annotation, cellular component: nucleus. Gene Ontology annotation, molecular function: protein binding. The coding region runs from base 1256 to 3772 and encodes 838 amino acids. The record is from RefSeq and is a predicted model, not a curated record.